Molecule: messenger RNA, 3143 nt
Organism: Anneissia japonica
Lineage: Eukaryota; Metazoa; Echinodermata; Crinoidea; Comatulida; Comatulidae
Product: N-acyl-phosphatidylethanolamine-hydrolyzing phospholipase D-like
Biological process (GO): N-acylethanolamine metabolic process; N-acylphosphatidylethanolamine metabolic process
Cellular component (GO): membrane-bounded organelle; cytoplasm
Molecular function (GO): N-acylphosphatidylethanolamine-specific phospholipase D activity
Source: RefSeq, a predicted model, not a curated record
AUCAUCAAGAUGUCAAGUUGCUGGCCAUUUUGUAGAGAAGACGAUGAAGAUGAUGAACCUAAAGUUGUCUCCGGCCCUUGGAAUCACCGUAUGGACUCGCAAGUUACACAUUCUAAGAACACUGGUAUCAUUUGGAAUAAUUACGUGAAUCCGUGGGAGUCGUGGUUAAUGCCUGGGCUAUGUGGUCUUCUUAAAUGGCAGAAAACCGUUGUAUGUAACGGUGAAGGUGAUCAUACCAACAUUCCAUCCGAUUUAGCUGAAUUGGAUUCGGUACUUCCUGUUAAAUGUCCAAAGGGAGAUGAGUGGCAGCAAGUCCCUCCUAAAGGCAUGCGUGUAACUUGGCUAGGCCAUGCUUCUGUGCUUGUACAAUUUGAUGGUAUUAGCGUCUUAACAGAUCCAAUCUUCAGCAGUAGAGCUAGUCCUUUCUCGUUCGUUGGUCCCAAGAGGUAUCGUGAUGCUCCUUGCAAUGUUGAAGACUUGCCGAAAUUGGAUGCAGUCGUAAUCAGUCACGCGCAUUACGAUCACUUAGAUGCAAAAAGUGUUUCUGACAUUCAUGCACGAUUUGGCAAUGAUGUGAACUGGUUUGUACCGAAAGGUCUUAAAAAGUGGUUCAACGAUAAAGGAAUUAAAACGGUGGUUCAUUUAGAUUGGUGGGAUGAAGUGCCACUGCCGAAACAUGAUGAUGUUAAGUUUGUGUUCACACCAACUCAGCACUGGAGUAACCGUGCUCUGCAUGAUAGAGGCUGGUAUCUUUGGGGCAGCUGGUGCGUGUUCACACGUAAUCACAGUUUCUUUUUCGGCGGCGACACUGGAUAUUGCAAUGGCUUCAAGGAGAUUGGUGAGCGUUAUGGUCCAUUUGAUUUGGCAGCCAUUCCAAUUGGAGCAUGUGAACCUAGAUGGUUCAUGAAACCACAGCAUGUUGACCAGAAAGAAGCCAUCCAAAUCCAUCAGGAUUUAAAGUGCAGAAAAUCUGUAGGGGUUCACUGGGGGACGUUUGUGCUAACGUAUGAGUAUUUUUUGGAACCAAAGGAGAAGCUCGUUGAAGAAAUGCAGAAUAAAGGUUUGGAUCCAAAAGAUUUCUUUACACUGGACCAUGGAGAGAUGGUGCUGCUCUUUUCUGAAGAAGUAUCCACUCAAGACAUUGAAGUUUAAUCAAAUUUAAUCUAUCAUCAUCUAACAAGAGGAGCUGGGUUUAGGAGAGGGGAUUUCCAGGCAUUAAUGCUGUAUGAAGGUCUAUAUCUCAAAGCGAUAUGUCAAUGGAUAGUUACAAAAUGUUUAACUCCGGUUGGAAUGUUUUUUUAUUCUGAUAAAUAAUGCCAACAAAUCUGGAUGAGGAAGAACACUAUACUAUUUUAUAAUAUGACAUUACAUGAUGAAAGUUAUUUUAUAAACCAAGCUAUUUAUAGAAACAUUGAGAAAAUUAAUUAUGAUUAAUUAUGAAUUGGUGUUGUAGGCCUUAAAACCUUUAUGCAUAGGGCCGGGUGUGUUUUAAAAGGUAGAGCUUUAAAUGCUUACUACUGUGGCGGAUCCAACGUAUUUCCCUCCCCCACACGUUUUGCCUCUAGAUUUUUUUUUAAUGUCAGUAUCAAUAUCAUGUAUUGAAAUAAGAAAAAUAGGCUCCUGAUAAGAGUGAUUAUACUGCAGAAACUAGGUUAAAAUUACUCUAAACGUAGUUCAUUAUGGGACAAGACCACAGCAUGAACUGAAAUGAACCUUAACACAUUCCAUUUUACAGAAAAAUUUCACUACCACAGCAUAGAGUGUAUCCGCGCAAGUGCAGUACACUCAAAAAUAGAAUACAAACACAAAAUAUUUCAAUAGGGCCUCUGGUCUUUUGGUAAUAUGCUACGGCGUUAUCUCUACCCACUUACUUUUCUGAAUUUGGUUCCCCCUGUUUGAAAAAUGGAUGGAUCUGCCUCUGGUCUACAUGUGUGUAAUAAUAGCAUCAGAAUUGUGUACAAUAUUAUUGUGCGAGCAUUGCUUCAGCUAGUUUAUAGAUUGAUUCAUUUUAUUGCUGCAAAAAUACUGAAAUAUAUGUUGACAUUUUUGUUGGACAAUUUUUUGCUAAAAAUAUACCAAGGAAGAUUAUAAUUAUGUAUGCAUAUUUUAUAUGUAAAAUAGAAAAAAAAAAGAAUUUUAUAAGGACAUAUUAUACAAAAAAAAAGUAUUUGUAAUACAAGUACAUAAUUUUAAAUAUAAUACUGAAAUAGUGUUAUAAAUAUUGCAAUAUAGAAUUAUAGAAUUUAAAAACAAUAGUAAGCAUUUGGAUUCAAGCUUGUAUAGAAACUUUGCAUUAUACCAAAAACAAUCUAUUAGUUAUAAGUUAUUAUCAUUUUUUUUAUUGCUAUUAUCAUGCAUAUUAUAUAAUGAAGAAGGAGUAACUCUAUUGUUGAUCGUGUACCGGAAGUUAGCUAUCAUCAGGCAUAAUGAAAUAAAAUAAGAUGUGUUAAAAAAGAACAUUAACCCAUAAGUAGCUUUGACCCCUGUAGACAAUAAUAAUUAAUUGGUUUUUACUUCAGUGAGUUAAUAGUUGAGUUCUAAUGUAAGAAGAUGCAUCUGCAUCCACACAUAGAAAAACUAUAUAUAUAAUGAUAACUAUAUAUAUAAUGAUAUAUAUAUAUAUAUAUAUAUAUAUAUAUAUAUUGAUUUUUUAUAUCUUUUAUUUUUGUAACUAUGUAUUGCUGACAAACUUGACUUUCUUGAGUAUUAUUAAAUUUAUAUUUAAUAUUUCAUAGAUAAGUGAGCCUGUUAUACAGUUCUAUAUAACAAAAUGGAAGUACCCCCUCUUUUGAUUAACAAGCGAUGAUUAUUGUAUCCAAGUAUUAACUGCGGUGUUUUCCUGAAUUAAUUAGUAUUAUUAAUACUAAAUAGUAGUAGUAUUAUUUUUAUUAGGUAUUCUCAAUUUAGCUAGCUUAUUGGGGUUAGCUAAUUUUUUAGUGCAAUGUUUAGCUUAUUUUCUGUAUGCAAAUAAUACAAUGUGCUUAAAGUAACAUGGAGUGUUGUAUGUAUUUAUCAAUGUUUUAAACUCUCAAAUAUCUUGGCAAAUUAAAUUCUUUUAUAAAUGGCUUAACUAAUGUUUUAUUGAUUUGAUUAUGUUCAUCGAUGUUCAUUUUAAAAUCACAAUCAAACCAACCUCCAAAACA